Priapulus caudatus is the source of this 1321-nucleotide messenger RNA. Its product is annotated as visual pigment-like receptor peropsin. The coding region runs from base 161 to 1264 and encodes 367 amino acids. The transcript has 6 exons. Lineage: Eukaryota; Metazoa; Priapulida; Priapulimorpha; Priapulimorphida; Priapulidae. Gene Ontology annotation, biological process: G protein-coupled receptor signaling pathway. Gene Ontology annotation, cellular component: membrane; photoreceptor outer segment. Gene Ontology annotation, molecular function: G protein-coupled receptor activity. The record is from RefSeq and is a predicted model, not a curated record.
ACCGUGAAAACGAGGAGUUCACGUACUUACUCAAUAUGCUCUUAUGUUUACUGAUUUGUUGCUUAUUAUUACAGUUUUAUACAGUUUGUUUGCGAUUUAUACUGCACAGUAAAUAUAUAUUCGAAUCCAUUGUUGUUUAUCAAUUAUCACUGACAAUGGCAUGUGUGGUACCGUAAGUAAAGAUGAAGCGGUAAACGUAACGGCACCUGCCCACGUGUAUCACCUCAAGCUUCAUGCCAUGGAGAAUUCCACUUCUUUGCCGCCACAGUAUGACUACGCAUAUGUGGUUGAGUAUAGAAUUGAGUUUAUCAUCCUAUCUCUGGGCAUAGCGGCGUUACUACUGAGCAUCCCGCUCCUUGUCGCCCUGAUCAAGUUUAUCGGCGCUCUCUCUCCCACGUAUAUGAUCAUCGUCAACAUUCUUAUAUGCAACGUCGGAAUGGAAGUUGUAGAGACGCCUCUCUCCGUCGGUGCUAUCAUGGGAACAACCUGGCUUCAACACCCAAUAAUAUGUCAGAUAUACGCGUUCAGCGAUUUCAUCUUUCUCUGCGCAAGUUUUGCCUACCUCGCCAUGUUUGCCAUCGAUCGCUACAUAAUCUACUGCUCUAGGGAUCAUGGUGGGAAAAUCAAUCACUACUUGUAUUCCUACGUUAUGAUCGCAGUGUGGAUAAUGGCAGCACUGUGGGCAUGGCUACCACCUCUAGGCUGGGGCGAGUAUGUGCCCGAACCGGCCAACUUCACCUGCUCGAUCAACUGGCAGCAGCCGGCGGAUGUGACGUACGUCAGCUUCCUGUCCGUCUACAGUCUGCUUAACAUCGCUCUUCCGCUCAUCAUUGCGACGUUCUGUGUCGGCGCCUGUAUUCGUAAGAGGUUCUGGAGAUUAAGCUAUCCCGCGCCCGAGCUGUUUCACUCCGGCAGAGAUGAAGCUCUGAUGAAGGUAUGCAUGACGCUCAUCGAAACACAUCUGCUUUCCUGGCUGCCAUACUUUGCCAUUUGGUUCGGUGUCGUGUUUUCGGGAGACCCACGCACAGUACACCCCACACUGGCACUCACCGCAGGCAUUGCCACCAGAUUCUGUCACAUUCUAGAUCCACUGGUAUGCGUAAUAGCCGACGCGCAGGUAAGGAACGUUGUGAGAAAGAUGUUCACGUGUGGAAAACUCGUCGCGAAAAGACCGGAAAGGAAAAUUAAGCACAUCACACUUGAGGAGGUUAAGAUGUCGCUCAAUCUGCAACCUGCUGAAAUGCAUCCAUCUGUCCUUUUGUAAGUCGCGUUGUAAUACGAAUAAUAAAAUGUCCGUAAUAGACGUACUUUUCAAAUUUUA